Molecule: messenger RNA, 4105 nt
Organism: Biomphalaria glabrata
Lineage: Eukaryota; Metazoa; Mollusca; Gastropoda; Planorbidae
Product: dynein intermediate chain 2, ciliary-like
Exons: 19
Coding region: 99-2219 (706 amino acids)
Biological process (GO): cilium movement; outer dynein arm assembly
Cellular component (GO): outer dynein arm
Molecular function (GO): dynein heavy chain binding; dynein light chain binding
Source: RefSeq, a predicted model, not a curated record
UUUUCGUUGCUAUUAGUAACUUUUAAGAGACUUCCUGUUUUGUAUGGAGACGAGGCCUUUCUGAGUGGCAAAACUUCUUACCCAGCUUGAAAAGAAAGAUGCCACAAAAACAACAACCCAAAGCUAAGGCUAACCAAUCUGUUGAAAGAAAAAGGUCAAAGAGAGGAGAGGAUGACUUGACAGAUACAGGUGAUGCUGCAGAGCCAGAUGAUUGGAUGCAGACUAAAGCCUUGGUGAAGCCAGAAGACCAGUUGGAUCUUACAGAUGCUGAAUUAAAAGAGGAGUUUACUCGGAUAUUAACUGCCAACAAUCCCCAUGCACCCCAAAACAUCGUACGCUACAGCUUCAAGGAGCGACAAUUUAAACAAAUGUCCAGUGUUGACCAACUGGCUAUUCAUUUCUCUCUGGAUGGGAAUCUCUUACAUAAGGAAUCAGAAGAAGCUAGAAGACAGCUAAACAGAUAUGGGAAACAGUCUCAGGAUAGUGAAGAUGCUCCAGAAAUCAAAGAGGCAACUUCUGCUGCAGCUGGAAUUACAGCUGUAGAUGAAGGUGGUGAUGAAGGUGCAGCUGAUGGUGAAGCCAAAGAGGAUGCAGGUGAAGACGGGGCAGCUCCAACUGUACCUAAAGCUAAAGUUAGAUCUGUAGAAAAGAAAUUAACAAAUCAGUUCAACUUCAGUGAAAGAGCUUCACAGACAUACAACAAUCCUUACAGGGACCGUGGCACUGUUACAGAACCCCCACCUAGAGCUUCCUUUGCUUCUAAUGUCACUCAGUGGGAAAUAUAUGAUGCCUAUCAAGAAGACUUUGAGAAACAGGAAAAAACAAAAGAAAAAAAAGUUGUACCAGGCAGAAAGGAUGAAGGCAGAACUAAGAAGAAGUUUACUAUGUCUGAAUCAACAAGUGAUGACAUUACAAGGAUUGAGAGUGCUGCGAAAAUUGUUGAGCGCAUGAUAAACCAGAAUACUUAUGAUGAUAUUGCUCAGGACUUCAAAUAUUGGGAGGAUGUGUCUGAUGAAUACAGAGAUCAAGAGGGCACACUGCUUCCUUUGUGGAAAUUUUCCUUUGAGAAAGCAAAGAAAUUGGCAAUCACUUCUGUUUGUUGGUCACCAAUGUAUAAGGAUUUGUUUGCAGUUUCAUGUGGAUCUUAUGAUUUCAUGAAACAAGGAAAUGGUCUGAUUAUUUUCUGGACCUUGAAGAAUCCCUCUUUCCCAGAAUGCUACUUUGAGACUGACAGUGGAGUUAUGUGCCUUGAUAUCCACCCCCAACAUCCACAUUUAAUAGCUGCUGGUUUCUAUGAUGGCAGUGUUGCAGUGUUUAGUGCUGUUGAAAAGAAAGAAGGUCCCAUUCACAGGUGCACUGCCAAAAAUGGGAAACACACAGAUCCUGUAUGGCAAGUUCGCUGGCAAAAAGAUGAUGCAGACAAUAAUAUGAAUUUUUACUCAAUAUCUUCAGAUGGACGCAUUUGUCUGUGGACAAUUCUCAAAAAUGAAAUGAUAUUUCAAGAUGUUAUAAAACUUCUUUUACCUGAUGUAUCAGCAGAAGGACCUGAUGGUAUUAAAGUACCCACAACAGGUUGCGGUACAGCUUUUGAUUUCCAUCAGCAGAAAGAUUAUUUGUUCCUAGUUGGCACGGAAGAGGGCAAAGUUCAUAUCUGCUCAAAAUCUUACACAAGCCACUUUAUUGACACUAUCCAUGCCCACAAUAUGGCUGUUUACAAGGUGUGUUGGAAUAAAUUUCAUCCUAAAAUAUUUAUCACAUGCAGUGCUGACUGGACUGUCAAAAUCUGGGAAAUGCAUGAUCCUAUGGUGAAACAUGACAAUAAUGAAAACAGAAAGCCUUUGUUUUCAUUUGACUUAAACAACUCAGUUGGUGAUGUGGCAUGGGCACCUUAUUCUUCAACUGUUUUUGCGGCUGUGACUUCAGAUGGCAAGGCAUUUGUGUAUGAUCUAAAUAUCAACAAAUAUGAGCCCCUGUGUGAGCAAAUGGUAGCCCAAAAGAAGAAAACCAAACUCACUCAUGUCGAGUUUAACCCAACAUUCCCCAUUAUGAUUGUUGGUGAUGACAGAGGCUGCAUUGUCAGCUUAAAACUUUCACCUAAUCUGAGAAAGAUGAAAGCUGAGAAGAAAGGUGCCCCACCUCCUGAUGAAGCCACCAAAAUCCAGAGAGAAAUAGAGAAACUGGAUAAAAUUCUUACUAUGGUGCGAGAACAGCCAACAUAAAGUAUUACACACACUCUAUGUACAUUUGUGAGCAAGAAAAUAUAUUUUUGUUGUUGUAGACAUCAAGCAUGUCUAGUGAGCAAGGAAAUAAUAUUGUUUGUCUCAUUAGAGCAACUUAUUCUUUGAUUUGAAAUCAUGAGUGAAAUAUUGCAGGCUAGCAACUAUUCCAACACUUCAUCAUCUGAAUGUUUUGUUGUUGUUUUUAAUUUACAAAUAUAAACACAAGAGUUCAAUUAUACUACUGUUGCUAGAAAUUUUUUAUGAGUAUAGUUCUAAUACUUUAAUCACUAAUUUAAUACAAUAAUGUAUAUAACAGACACACACACAACUUUAUUUGACAACAAAAUAAAAGAAAAUGAUUUGAUUCUUCUCCUUGUAGCUUAUAAAGUUACCUCUUUUCUAGCUCAGUUUAAAGUUUAAUGAAUGAGAAUUUUUUUAAAUUUCAAUGUGCACUUAUUUUUCUUUUUUUCCCCAUAAAUAUACUAAUAUAAUAAUUUUUGCUGCAAAAGAAAUAAGUAGGUCUUUGUCUUAAUUACAUAUUAAGAUGUUUUGAUAAAAAUCUAGAUCUAAAUAAUCGUUGUGCUAAUUGUGAACUUUAAAAAAAAAAAGGGUUGAUGUUUGCCUUUAUAGGGGAGAUAAUGUUUCUUUUUUAUAACUAAUGAAAAAAAUCAGCAGUUAUUCUUUUUCUUUUCUUUCAAAUAGAAUUGUGUGCUCACAAAUUUAAACUUCAUUACCUUAAACCAGUAAUGCCUAAUUCGGCCUACGGGCCAUUUUAAUUUCCGACCCUCGUGUCGCGUGCCGCACCAACGACAAAGUUACUAAAAAGAAAUGAAAUUGACCUGAAACUAUUUGAUUAGAAACAUACACUAAUGAUUGGGAUAAUGGAAGUGAAGGGCCCUAAUCUUUUUUACGGAAAACAGCUAAAUUUCUCCAUUUAGGUGAGCAAAAUUGUAGCAAGCUUUACCACCGACUCAUUUCUUGUCUCUUUUUUGGUUACUAGUCUACUAAAUCCUUCAAUCUAUAGGCGUAGUUUAAUAUUGACAGCUUAAAGUAAGAAUAAUGUAAUAUUAUUUCGUCAUGCCGUCUAUCUGUUAUUGUUUUAUUAAACAGCCAAAAUUUCUUUAUAAAACAAAUGUGUUAUUAUCAUGUUCCACAAAAAAUUAAAGAUCCAUCUACUUUUCCUGGUAGAUUCUACAUUCAGAGGCCCUUGUCAUUAACGCACAAAGGUUAAAGGUCAUGGUAACACUAAUAGAAAUAGUGACGGCCCUAACGUAAGGGUUUUUUUCAACCUCGAAUCUUUUUUUUAUGAAGAGUGAAUUUUCUACACUUUGUGCCGACGUUUCGGCGGGCCUGAUAGAACCACUGGCGGGCCGUAUUUUUGGGCAUCACUGCCUUAAACUGUAAGAUGUUAUAUUUUAUUAGCAAUAUGUUAACAUCAUUCCAUGUAUUUCAAGAUAUGGCUUCAAUAUUGCUAUUAACUAAUUCAUUGGUAUGAUCAUUACAAACUAAAUUCCACAAUUAUCCAGUUUUAUUAUGUACAUUAUUCAUUCCCAAUAAAAUAUUUUUGAAUGUUUUAACUUAAUUUGUACAUUCAUUUUUAUUGUACUGUUCACUUCAGACCAAACAAAGUCCAAACUAGAUUAGAUUUAUUUUAAAAAUCAUUUAUUAUUACGUCAGAUUCUGAAAAAAAAAAUCAAUUAAUAAAAAGAUCUAGCUCUUUUUUAAGGUGUUCAAAUGGGAAAGUUUGGUCUACACAUGUUAUCUACCAGUUCUAAUGCUAGGGCAGGACAUUUUUAUUACACAUCAAAUUUCAUCAAGCCAUUGGAAGUCUUUCAAAAUUAAUUCACUCUUCACUUUGUAUCACAUUCACAUCACACUGUAAAAUU